UGAUCCACGGCAGCCUGUGGAGGUUGGAUCCGAUUCAGAGCCAAAAGCAGAAGAACCGGGUUCCGCGGCGCUACAAAUACGGGCGCAGCGUCACCGACCAAUCAGGCACCGCGGCUGCACUUUGCGCACUGAGGACGACGCAGACAUGAGUCGAGUUUUGGACAUCGAGCGAUGUGACCUGGACAUUAAGACCAACAACUUCAUCCAUCACACAGACCUGCAGGGUGAGGACAGGCUGGUCGUCAGACGGGGACAAGUCUUCAACAUCGUCUUCUACCUGACACCCGGCAGCCCGCAGCUCCAACCGGGCGGAACUGGCUUCACUCUCAUCGCCGAAACAGGUCCGGUCCGGAGUCAAGAAUUCGGCACCAAAGUCCGCUUCGGUCUGCAAGAGUCCACGUUAGACUGUGCGUGGAGCGCGUGCACAGCGUAUGACCCUUCAGGAAACGUCGUGUCCGUGUCGAUCAGCUCCGCCCCCGACGCCCCCAUUGGACACUACACCCUGAUCCUGGACCAGGACGGACACACCACCACCUUAGGACACUUCAUCUUGCUGUUCAACCCCUGGUGCCCCAGAGACGCCGUUUACAUGCGCAGCGAGACAAAGCGGCAGGAGUAUGUUUUGUCUCAGCACGGGCUGAUCUACAGGGGGACACAUAAAAUGAUCUCAGGGACCCCCUGGAACUUUGGGCAGUUUGAGUCAGGAAUACUGGACAUCUGUCUAAAACUGCUGGACAAAAACCCCAAGUUUGAGUCUGAUCCUGACCAGGAUUGCAGCGCCAGGAGGGACCCCGUCUAUGUGACCCGAGUGCUGAGCGCCAUGAUCAACAGUAACGACGACAGUGGCGUGCUGGUCGGCCAGUGGCAUGACUACACGGGUGGAGUUCACCCUGCGGUGUGGAUGGGCAGCGGGGACAUCCUGCGCCAGUGGUCAGAGAGCGGACCGGUCCGUUACGGACAGUGCUGGGUCUUUGCAGCUGUGGCCUGCACAGUGUCGCGGGCCCUCGGGAUCCCGUGUCGAGUGGUUACUAACUUUGGAUCGGCUCAUGACACCAACGCCAAUCUACUGAUAGAAAACCUUUACGAUGAAACUGGUGAAAGUCUUUCUGAGGGGGAUUCAGUCUGGAAUUUCCACGUUUGGGUGGAUAGCUGGAUGACUCGUCCAGAUCUGGGGCCCGAGUGUGAUGGAUGGCAAACCAGUGAUCCAACCCCACAGGAGGAAAGUGAAGGUGUUUUCUGCUGCGGGCCGGCUUCACUGAGGGCCAUCAAAGAAGGAGAGCUGACUAAGAACUACGACACGCCUUUUAUUUUUGCUGAGGUGAAUGCAGACGUUGUGGACAUGGUGCGUCUGUCAAAUGGAGAGUUUGUCAAAUUUAGCGGGUCGAGUAAAUCUGUGGGAAAAUGCAUCAGCACCAAAGCUGUAGGUUCUGAUGACCGCCGUGACAUCACGCACAAGUACAAGUAUCCUGAAGGCUCAGUGGAGGAGCGGCGGGUUUUUGAGAAGGCUCAGCACCACAACAAGCUCCAGCAGCGAGGAGAAGAGCCAGGACUCCAUAUCAAGAUCAAACUCUCUGACGACAUGAUGGUGGGCUCCGACUUCGAUGUCCACACCGUCAUCAGGAACAACUACAUGAAGGCAAAGACGUGCAAGUGUCUAUUCUUUGCCAAAGCGGUCGGCUACAAUGGCACGCGAGGAGAGAGCUGCGGAUUUACGUCAGACACCGUGGACGUGGCCGCGGGAGAAGAGAGGCGCCUUUCACUCACCCUGAAAUACAAAAACUACGGACCAGUGAUCACCUCAGACAGGCUGAUCCAUCUGACAGCCGUCACCAUGGACAAGCAAACCACCGACUACCAGAAAGAAGAUAAGACCAUAGUCCUGGACCAGCCACAGAUAAAGAUCAGGCUGCUGGGAGAAGCUACAAUUGAGCAGGCGGUGACGGCAGAGCUGACCUUCACCAACCCGCUACCAGAACCGCUGCAGGACUGCAGCUUCGUCUUAGAAGGCGUCCAUCUCACUGACGGCAAACCCGUCACACACAAGACUGGUGUGGUGGGGCCGAAAAAAGAAACCAAAGCCAGUGUUGAGUUGACUCCCAGCAAAACCGGGUCAUCCAUGCUGCUGGUCAACUUUGACAGUGACAACUGAAAACAUCAAGAACUUCAUCCUUGUUGUUGUAAAGGAACCAUGUUCGCCGUGAGCUGCGGAUCCUCCUGAUAGUCAGGACGGGAACGGUUCCCAUCGGAGUUCAAGCUCCUGAAGACUCGAUUCAUCUUUGACAGUCGUGUUGGAUCCGUCUCCAGUGAACCACCAAAACAGCUUUCUUUUUUUUUUUUAAUUUUCAAUUUAUUUCAUUUCAAUCAAAACAAAGUUGC
Thalassophryne amazonica is the source of this 2376-nucleotide messenger RNA. Its product is annotated as protein-glutamine gamma-glutamyltransferase 2-like. The record is from RefSeq and is a predicted model, not a curated record. Gene Ontology annotation, biological process: peptide cross-linking. Lineage: Eukaryota; Metazoa; Chordata; Actinopteri; Batrachoidiformes; Batrachoididae. The transcript is spliced from 16 exons. The coding region runs from base 146 to 2149 and encodes 667 amino acids. Gene Ontology annotation, molecular function: protein-glutamine gamma-glutamyltransferase activity.